Prunus dulcis (almond) is the source of this 2634-nucleotide messenger RNA. RefSeq lists its product as uncharacterized. The transcript is spliced from 2 exons. The record is from RefSeq and is a predicted model, not a curated record. NCBI's taxonomy places the organism in Eukaryota, Viridiplantae, Streptophyta, Magnoliopsida, Rosales, Rosaceae. The coding region runs from base 1 to 2634 and encodes 877 amino acids. Gene Ontology annotation, molecular function: nucleic acid binding; RNA-DNA hybrid ribonuclease activity.
AUGGACACAGAACUAAAGGUCAAAGAAGAGAUAGAAAGGCUUCUCAAGGCAGGAUUCAUCAGGCCAGCCAUCUAUGCCGAUUGGUUAGCAAAUAUUGUACCUGUUCUCAAAAGAAAAACAGGGGCAGUUAGAAUCUGUGUGGAUUACAGAAAUCUGAAUGAAGCAUCUCCCAAAGACGAAUAUCCUAUGCCAAUGGCAGACAUGCUAAUAGACGGAGCUGCUCAUAACCAGAUGCUAUCUUUCAUGGAUGGCAAUGCAGGUUAUAACCAGAUCAUGAUGGCAGAACAAGACAUCCACAAGACAGCCUUCAUGUGCCCAGGGCAUAUAGGUGCUUUCGAAUAUACUGUAAUGCCUUUCGGAUUAAGGAAUGCGGGUGCUACCUAUCAAAGGGCAAUGAAUUCCAUUUUUCAUGAUAUGAUAGGACAUUCUUUAGAAGUGUACAUAGAUGAUGUGGUGAUUAAAUCCCCCGAGGAAGGAAACCACAUAUCAAGUCUAAGAAAAGCAUUCCUAAGAAUGAGGCAGCACAAAUUAAAAAUGAACCCCAAAAAAUGUGUUUUUGGAGUCCAGGCAGGAAAUUUCUUAGGAUUCUUGGUUCACCAGAGAGGCAUAGAGGUUGACAAGAAUAAAGCAAAGUCCAUCAUGGAAGCCCUACCACCUCGGAACAAAAAGGAACUUCAGAGUCUCCUAGGAAAAAUCAAUUUUCUAAGGAGAUUCAUAUCUAAUUCUGCAGGAAAAAUUCAACCUUUUUCUUCCCUGUUAAGGCUGAAGCAAGAACAAACAUUCAAGUGGGAAGAACAGCACCAACAGGCUUUCCAGGAAAUAAAACAUUACCUCUCAAAUCCACCAGUUCUGCCCCCACCAAAAAGAGGCAGACCACUCAAGCUCUAUGUAUCUGCAUCAGAAGUAUCCAUUGGAAGUCUGCUAGUUCAAGAUAACAAAGAAGGAAAGGAGCAAGCAGUCUACUAUCUAAGCAGAACAUUAACAGAAGUGGAAAGAAGGUAUUCCGCGAUAGAAAGGCUUUGUCUGGCCUUGUAUUUUACUGCUGUAAAACUCAGACACUAUAUGCUGCCACACACUAUCUACAUCAUCGCCAAGACAGACUUAAUCAAAUAUAUGUUGACAAGACCAAUGCUGAGGGGCAGAAUUGGGAAAUGGACUUUGGCUUUGACAGAAUUCACCCUCAGGUAUGUCCCCCAGAAAGCUGUCAAAGGGCAAGCUGUGGCAGACUUCUUAGCAGAUCACCCAGGAGAGGAAAUUGAAAACAUGGACUCUUUGGACAUAGCAAAUGCAAAUCUACUAACUAGGGCUCAUGUUUGCCUUAACAAUCCAAUCUAUUCGAUUCAUCUUACACCUUGGAAACUAUAUUUUGAUGGAUCAAAGACAGAUAAGGCUUCAGGAGCCGGGGUUGUUCUGGAGGAACCAUUGGGGGUCAGACAUUGCUAUUCCUUCCAAUUAGAUUUCCAGUGCACCAACAACAGGGCCGAGUAUGAAGCUUUGAUUAUAGGGCUUGAGAUGUUGGUAGAAUUAGGAGUCCAAUCCGUGGAGAUCUUGGGAGAUUCAAUGCUUGUCCUAAAACAGAUUGCUGGAGAAUACAAGUGUCUAAAUCCUUCCCUGGCUGUAUAUCUAGUAGCAGCUAGAAAUCUGUUGACAGAAUUUAGAGAAGCUACUUGGGAACACAUCCCAAGGGAAGAGAACUUUGCAGCCAAUGAACUGGCUCAGGUAGCAUCAGGCAUACAAAUGCCCGAAGACUGCGUCCAAAGGAUCAUCAAGAUAGGAAGGAAAAGUCUACCAUCUGUUCUGACUAGAGGAAUGGAGAUAGAAGUCAAUUCUGCCUUAAUCACUAAAGACGAUUGGAGGGAGCCUAUCAUGACUUACUUGCAAUAUCCCACUCUGCCCUCUGAGAAAAGAGUCAGAAUCAUGGCUACAAACUACCUCAUGUGGAAUGAAGAUUUGGUCCGAAAAAGUAAGGAUGAGGUGCUAUUAAGGUGCCUCGGAAAGACAGAAUAUAUGAAAGUCAUGGGAGAAACCCAUGAAGGGAUCUGUGGGGCUCACCAAGGAGGAAGAAAGAUGUGCUGGUUAAUUAGAAGGUAUGGCUACUUCUGGCCAACCAUGUUGAAGGAUUGCAUCAACUAUUCCAAGGGAUGUGAAGCUUGUCAAAGACACGGCCCAAUCCAGCAGGCUCCUUCAGUUCCCAUGAAUCCAGUGGUAAAACCAUGGCCUUUUAGGGGAUGGGCAAUGGAUCUCAUUGGCAAAAUCUAUCCAGCCAGCAGCCAGCAGCAUUGUUUUAUUAUUGUUGCCACAGACUAUUUCACCAAAUGGGGAUAUGCUAGAUAUGGCAGAAGCAUUCAAGUUCAAACUGCUUCAAUCUACCCCUAUUAUGCUCAAGCUAAUGGACAGGCAGAAUCAAGUAACAAGGUGAUUAUCAAUAUCAUCAGGAAGAUGCUGGAGAAGAAUCCAAAGCAGUGGCAUGAAAAGUUAUCAGAGACUUUGUGGGCAUACAGAACUUCAAAAAGAGAAGCGACUGGCAUGACCCCCUAUGCUCUGACCUACGGCCAUGAUGCAAUUCUUCCCAUGGAGAUAGCAGUCCAGUCUCUUAGAAUUGCUCACCAGCACAGUCUCACAGGAGAAGAUUAA